Plectropomus leopardus (leopard coralgrouper) is the source of this 1427-nucleotide messenger RNA. It is a transcript of the gene nkapd1, whose product is annotated as NKAP domain containing 1. Lineage: Eukaryota; Metazoa; Chordata; Actinopteri; Perciformes; Serranidae. The record is from RefSeq and is a predicted model, not a curated record.
CUCAGGAAGGCGGAAGUACCGGUGGACCCCCGUGUGUUGUUCUCCUCGAAUGCUACUUGUUUUUAAAGAGGUGUCAUCAUGUCGAAGCAGCCGCUGGGGAAGACGUUGUUGAGGAAUGUAAUCCGCCACACAGACGCUCACAACAAGAUCCAGGAGGAGAUGGAGAUGUGGAAAAUGCGGGACUGGGAGGUUCACGGGGCCCACCGUAAACAUUUAUCAGAUGCAAAGAGUCUGAGUGGGCAAAUGCACUGCGAUCGAGUGUCAAAUCAGCCCAGAGAGCGAGUCUCAGAACAUGAUGAUAGAGGGGCCCGAUACUGGAGUCGCAAACUGGAUGAAUUUGAGGCCAAUGAUCCUGAUAGGUGGGGACAUAGUGGCUUCAGGGAGCUCUAUCCUGAGGAGUUUGAAAGUGACAGUGAAAAAAACAGUGCCAGAAAGAAGAUUGGCCGCCACAAAAGGAAAAAGUUCAAGUCUGACACAGAAGCCAGCUUAUCAAAACGUUCAAAAAAAUCCUCUCGGAAGAAGAAAAAGAAAAAGAAAAAGAAAGAUGAGGGGGAAAAGCGCAAGAAAGCAGAGUUCUCGAGCAGCAACAGCAGCAGCGAUGAAAGCAAUGCUACCAAAGAUAAGCAGCAGAGGAAAAGGAUCAAGAGUCCACAUAAAAGCAAGAAAAUUGCAAAAGCUAGAGGGAGACACGAGGACAGCAGCUCAGAGGACAGUGAUGAUGAAGGAGAAAGAGAGAGACGUACUCAGAGACGCAAAAAGCGAAAACAAGACUCCCACAAAGACUCAGACUCAGGGCCAAACUCCAAAAAGAAGACCAGGAAAAACUGGAAAGCAGCAGGUGAGGAGAGCUCAGAUGAUAGUUCCAGAGCCUGAGGUUGAAAGACACAAACAGACACAGAGCUCAGCUAACGACCAGGAAAACUACUGUAGACUCCUUUGUUCGCCUUAACUUCACAGAGCUUUUCUCUGCAGGGACAUUCUGUAUUGUACUUUGUUAGACAUCAACAAACCUGUGCUGUCGGCACUCUGUGGGCGUUCUGUAUAGCAAUACCUCAUCCACCUCUGCAGUGGUUUGAAGCACACUGUAGCAUGAAGAGUGAAGGUGGGGUAUCCACACCGGCCUCAUUAAGAAUUCUGUCGGCUGCAGGCUCAUUGAUUGAUCAUUGACUCUGGCCUCAGACUGUCUGCCUCACAUGGAGACCUGUCCUGAGUGUUUUUUAUAGCAAUUUUUUAUUUGAGAGGACAGAAAAAAAUAUGCAAUUUCCUCAUCACAUAUGACAGAAUGUGCUUUUAUCCAUUUUUUUUAGUUUUGUAAUUUUUGAUAUUUGUAAGUAGCACACUGUCAAGAUGAAAAAUAAACAUCUAUUUUGUUGUUUUUCUUUUUUUAAAAAAACUUUGUUAUUUUAAAAUGUCGAAUAAACAAGUUU